CGAAAGAAGUUUCCGCCUAGAACGGGAACCGGGUCAAUCGCACGUGGGUGCAUCAUUCGUCGCAGUGAUGGUGGUUGUUGGUUGGUUGUCACCCUCACGAUCCUGUUGCUGUGGUAUAGUGGCAGCCACUUUUGCAGCAAAAUUUACUUUAGCAUGCUGAGCUAGGUUAUCAUCACUUUGAUCUUGGGUGCUCUGCCCCCCCACGCACAUUUUUCUCUUCCUCAUCCUCCUACACUUCUCCCCUUCCUUUUUUUUCCUUUGCGUUUCCCUUCCCAUCCUCUUCCCUUCCUUCCCUACUUAAACCCUUACCGUAUCCCUCUACCGCGAGGGUACGACCGAGAGCAAAAGAUGUUGGCGGCCGGAACCGUUCCCCCAAUAGAAGGGGCGGUAGGCCGGUAUAAUUGUCUGGGGAGGCUGAUCGGGAGUUUCUCUUUUUUUGUAUUAUUCGUGCUCUGCGUAACCCAACUCUUCUCAAUUGCCACAACCAUCGUGAGAGUGAUCUACACCACCAACCUGCAGACCCUCCUCCUCAACUUUCCCCUCUCGAAAUCCGUCUACCCGACAAGUCGAACGCGGGAUAUCCUGCCCAAGCCAAUCCAUAGUCACAACGACUACUGGCGCCGUGUUCCGGCCUACACGGCCAUCAGUUAUGGGUGCAUCUCCAUAGAAGCAGACGUAUGGGAGUACAGCGGCGAGCUCUUCAUAGGCCAUGACGUCGCAAGCCUGACGAGGAACCGGACCUUUAGAAGCCUCUACGUGGAUCCGCUGCGGGAGAUGCUGGACUCGCAGAACCCAGACACGGAAUUCACCCACCCCCGGAAGGGUGACGACGAGGAGCCGGGCGAGCCAGUGGGCGGAAGGAACGGCAUCUGGGACGUCGACCCCGGUCAGACGACGCACUUGUUCGUCGACUUCAAGACCCCCGGUCACAACACCCUGCCCGUCGUUAUCGCGCACCUGGAGGCGCUGCGAACCCCGGUAAACUACCUCACGUACUUUAACGGUACGCACGUCGUGCGCGGACAAAUAACCGUGCACCUCACCGGCGACGCGCCCUUCGACUCCAUCGUCGCGAACUCCACCUACCGCGACUACUUUUACGACGCUCCGCUGCGCGACCUGUCCAAUGGCCGCUACACUCCCAACAAUACCAUCGUCGCAUCGGGGCAGUUCGGGCGGGAUGUUGGCAGUGUCAUAUGGGGACGGGGAAUGACGAAGGAGCAGAAACACAUUGUGCGUGCGCAGAUUGCUGAGGCGCAUAAGAGGGGUAUCAUGGCGCGCUAUUGGGAUACUCCUGGCUGGCCGAUUAGUGUUCGGAACGCGGUCUGGGGUGUGCUCAUGCAGGAGGGGGUGGAUUUGUUGAAUGCGGACGAUUUGAAGGCGGCAUCGUAUCUAGAUUGGUAGGAAAAUGGUAUAAACUGCUGGCAGGAGAGGUAAGCAGGGGAAAGGAAAGC
Molecule: messenger RNA, 1454 nt
Organism: Tuber melanosporum (Perigord truffle)
Lineage: Eukaryota; Fungi; Ascomycota; Pezizomycetes; Pezizales; Tuberaceae
Exons: 3
Coding region: 349-1404 (351 amino acids)
Biological process (GO): lipid metabolic process
Molecular function (GO): phosphoric diester hydrolase activity
Source: RefSeq, a predicted model, not a curated record